AUGGAGGAAAUCCAGAAAGACUUUGAAAACUUCAACGCUCAGUUCCAAACCUCUCCAGGUGCCGCUUCUCUCCGAGAUACCAUUACUGAAUUCGUCUCUGAUGCUUUAGCCGAUGGCAACGACAAGCCCGUCACCCAGGCCAUCAGCCUGGGCAUUGGAUCCUUUGAUCCUACCGAUGGGAGCUGGCAGCUCAAGAGAAGAGCUCAUACGCAACUUGCCGCCAUGCUGUUCAUGGUUCGCUUGCUAGAGGAGAAAACCAACAGCGGGCCCAUCAAAUGCAUCUUCCAGGAGCCCAUUUUCACCUCCGGUGACAUUGGCUUUCUCACUGCAAUGGGCCAUGAAGUUGUCGCUUCGCCCGUUGCCAGCAACUCGGUCAACGCUGGAACCCUCUUCUACGGCCCCCAUCUGUACAAAGAAAUCUACGGCAAGGCACUCCAGGGAGAGCUACCAUCAGUUUGGGUAGGCACUGACUGGGUUGUCUGGUCCAAAACCUUUAUUUCGCCGUCAAAAGAAGAAGAAGAGCACCUUCUCGCCAUUAAGAAGAUGCAUGAGACGUAUAAGCACGUCACCUUCCCAGAAGACGACAGAGACAACACAAUCUUCUAUGCAACCUCCCUGUACCUCAGAUACCCAGAGAAUCAGGCGGUUGCCUCCGUGGAAGAAGCGGCCGCUGCUGAGAUGAACUACGUCGAGGCCAAAGACGAAAUCAAAGAAGAGCCUUCUGAGACUAACAACGUCAAAGUCAAAGAAGAGCCUACCGGGAUGAACUACGUCGAAAUCAAAGAUGAGCCUACUGAGACAAAGAACGUCAGAGCCAAGCAGAAGCCUAUUAAGACGUACGGCCUCCAGGGCAACCAAAAGCCUACCUUUCCUGAGAGGUGCAAUUUCAGAGCCAAACGAGAGCCUACUGCGAGGGAUGACGUUAAAAUCAAAGAAGAGCCUACUGAGCCGAACGACGUUAAAAUCGAAGAAGAGUCUACAGAGGCAAUUUACAUUGUAAUCAAAGAUGAGCCUACGGAGACGGAUAACUUCGGAGUCAAACGAGAGCCUUCUGGGACGAGCUACGCCGGAGUCAAACGAGAGCCCUCUGAGACGUACGAAGUCUACAUCAAAGAAGAGCCUGUUGAAUGGCACGAAGUCUACAUCAAACAAGAGCCUCUUGACUGA
This is a messenger RNA of Trichoderma breve, 1167 nucleotides long. RefSeq names its product SRR1 domain-containing protein. Bases 1 to 1167 code for a protein of 388 amino acids. The transcript is spliced from 3 exons. The record is from RefSeq and is a predicted model, not a curated record. NCBI's taxonomy places the organism in Eukaryota, Fungi, Ascomycota, Sordariomycetes, Hypocreales, Hypocreaceae.